GCGAGAGAUCUUGCCUGGGCCUCAUCCUCAAGACACCGCAGUCCUACUACUCACUACACCACGCUCGCACCUAAGAAUCCAUCGCUGCCCUCGGUCCCUUCGAUAUAGACGAGACUGCUUCCGCUCCCACCGCCCCUCGCCCCUCGCCGCCCACCGCGCUGUUGUCUACGCCGCACACAGCUCACAGCGUCUGAUUACCAACUGCCACAACCUUUCUCCACGCCCUCGAACCUACGCCAUGUCUGUCGAGCUCGACCCCCCGGAGCUUGGAUUCAAGCGACCCUUCCAACAGGAGGUAUCGCAGACGCUGCGACUCAAGAACCCACACUCUGACCCCGUGGCAUUCAAGGUCAAAACCACUGCCCCCAAGCAAUACUGCGUGAGACCAAAUUCUGGCCGCAUCGAACCUGGCAAAGAUGUCGAGGUGCAAAUUCUCCUCCAAGCAAUGAAAGAGGAUCCACCUCUAGAAGCGAAGUGCCGCGACAAGUUCCUCGUGCAGUCCGUUGCCGUCACCGCUGAUAAGGAAUUCACCAACGUUGCAUCCAUUUGGUCACACAUUGAACAAACAGCCAAAUCAUCAAUCCAGGAGAAGAAAAUCAGAGUCACGUUUCUACCCGCUGACGAUGUCACCGUCACACCGCCGAAGACGAAUGGUGUGAGCCACGCUAACGACCGUUCUUCGAUGCUUCCAUCCCCAUCCCCAGAAGCCGUUACUCCACAACGCACGUCUUCCGAGGUUCCCGUCGGAUCGGUCUCACGUCCCGAAUCUCGUCCUGCUGAGAGCAAGAGCCUGGGGGAAGCCAAAGGAUCCGCGCAUAACCCAGCCGCUUCAGGUGUGAAAUCAACCGUUGCUGCAGCUGCCGCAGGGGUAACCAACGCUCUCCCCACGUCGUCCACCGAUCUCAAUGCUCAACUCGCAGAAGCGAAGGCCACAAUCGCAAAACUCCGCCAGCAACUGUCGGAGCAGUCAGGCACGGGAUUACGCCAACGGAAGACGGGAGGAGGGCAGGAGCCCACAGGGAAGCUGACGACUGGCAUGGGGGUCCAGCAGGCGCCUGCAGGUGGCGUGCCAGUCCAGAUCGUGGCUGCCCUCUGCUUGCUCAGCUUCCUUAUUGCCUACUUUUUGUUUUGAUCGACUCCCCCGCAUUCGAAUCCCAUGCUGCGCCCGCCAAGCCGUAUGCCGUGCGCCAGAUGCGGCCCCGGAUUUUGGAGAGAGUGUGGGGUGUCAGAUGAUAUCGCCCAGUUCCCAGUCAUUCGAGCAGGAAAGGAUGAGAAUCGGAGGGGUUUGGGCGAGGCUUUAAUUCCUUUUGUGUGUGUAUGUGUGUGUUUGUGCGUGAUUAUUCUCCUGGAGCUGGGCUGGCUGUUUCCCAUUGGGCUAUGACCGUCUCGAAUUGGUAAGAAGCAUUUGGAGAAGGUGACGAGAGCCUGAGGCGUUAGCAUGUUCACAGCAAAGGCGCAACCCUGUAUCAACAGUUCACUUAAUAUGAUUUGUUCAAUUCAA
Molecule: messenger RNA, 1501 nt
Organism: Lindgomyces ingoldianus
Lineage: Eukaryota; Fungi; Ascomycota; Dothideomycetes; Pleosporales; Lindgomycetaceae
Product: MSP domain-containing protein
Exons: 6
Coding region: 239-1132 (297 amino acids)
Biological process (GO): endoplasmic reticulum membrane organization
Cellular component (GO): endoplasmic reticulum membrane; plasma membrane
Molecular function (GO): FFAT motif binding
Source: RefSeq, a predicted model, not a curated record